Messenger RNA from Striga asiatica, 1400 nucleotides. The record is from the annotation of a GenBank genome assembly. Lineage: Eukaryota; Viridiplantae; Streptophyta; Magnoliopsida; Lamiales; Orobanchaceae.
CCCACCAUCAGUUUCGCCCACGAACCAGCCCACAUUUCAGUGCUCUUUGCCCACAUCUUUUUUUUGUUUUCCUUUUUUUCUUCACCACUUUCUUUCAUCUCCAGUUGUGAUUUUGAGGAAGGAACAAAAAGAAAACAAAAGGCAAUUAUUAAUGGAGUGCAUAGAGACGAGAGCUUUGAAGUCCAGUGCUCUGUCCCAAAUGAACGUCAAUCACAACGACGACGUUUGGUGCCUCGCCGGAAUCAACGCCGCCGUCCUCCCCUCCUCCGACGACAAUUUCCCCGUCGACGACCUCCUCAACCUCGAUUUCCACGAUAAGGACCACCUCGAAACAUGCUUUUCGAAAUCGAAGGAUGAGGAAAGCGUUUUCCUCGAAACCAAUUCUAAUCACUCCACAACAACUUUCUCCGCCGCCGGCGCCGACGAAUCCGACAGCCUCUCCGCCGCCGGUGAACUCGUCGUCCCGGCCGAUUUGGAGAAUUUGGAGUGGCUAUCACAAUUCGUCGACGACGACUCCACGGCGGGGCUCUCCCUGUUAUGCCCGGUCGGAAUUUUUCCGGCAAACGGCGGGGUAAUCCAGGGCAAAAGAGCCGAACACGUGAACCGUACGGCUCAUAAGAUUAUCGUCCCGUUUUUGCCCUCGCCGGUCCCGAGAAAACCGAGGACAAAGCUCCCGACGAGGCCAAGCGCGCGGCGGCCGUACUGGUUGUGUGGGGUCGAUAAACCGGCGGUUUCCAAGGCAGACCAGUUCAUUGGGGUCAGAAAACCGCCGGUCAAGCGGCGGAGGAAGGCGCCGGAGGAGGACGCCGGCCGGAGGUGCACCCAUUGCCAGGUCAGCAAGACGCCGCAGUGGAGGACCGGGCCGCUCGGCCCGAAAACACUGUGCAACGCCUGCGGUGUGCGGUUCAAAUCGGGCCGGCUUUUCCCGGAGUACAGGCCGGCCUGCAGCCCGAGUUUUUCCAAGGAGAUGCACUCGAACAGCCAUCGCAAGGUGCUGGAAAUGCGGCGCAAGAAGGAGGGCUGUGAAGGCGCUUGAAUUCGGGUUUGGGCGCUUCCGGGUCGGUUCGUGGUGGAUAGUCGGGUCGUUAGCUUUAGCAAUUAGCAUUGGGCUUUGAUUCUACAGUAGUGGUUGAAAAGGACAAUUUUGGUUGGUGCAUGGUAGUUUGCUUACACCAUUUUUAAAUUGUUAUUUUAAGGACGUUUUGGACUUUUUACUUUUUUUUUUAUAGCAUGUAUUUUGCUUAAAGAAAUAUACAAUGUGACGAUCUUUUAAUAAUUACAGUUUUGCUAUGCAAUCAUCGGAAGGCUCGGUUUAUGGAGCCAUCCACAUUUAUUCACCGAUAGUAUAUUGACACGUGUCCUUAGCAGUGUCAAAUGGGUCGGUCCGAUCCGGCCCGCAC